AUGGACCAAAUUAUUGAAAUCGUUGACGCUUUUGCUCGCGGGAACACAAUCGAAGCGCUGAGCGAAACGGGUCGCUUUCUCUACAUCUACAAUUCAACGACGCUUAUCGCAUCGGUAGGGGCUAUAGUAGGAUUGAUCCUGCUUGGAUCGCUGUUGUGGAUCGCGAUCACAUCAGCAGCCAAAACUGAAAAGAGUUACGGCUACGGAAGUAGCAACUACCGUAAAAUGCGUUCGACUGAUGAGGAGAAAGCUCACACCUUCAUGGAGCUCCUUGCUAUGCUGGACGAAACUUUUCGAAAAAUGCAGAUUCAUAAUUUCGACUGCCAGAAGCGCGCUGUGUGUGAAGCACACCAACCACAUAGCGACAAAAAAUCCAAUGAACCAUUUGUCCGGCGUAUCACCUACAUCUUCGAAAAGCUAGAUGACAAAGCACUCGAUGCUCUCGAGCCGGAAUCUGCGGAUUUCUUGUUAAAAUAUUUCGAAGCAGCGGAAAAAGGGAAAAGCAACGAAAAUUGUUCUCAGUUGUACGCGACCUGUCCAAAGUUCAAAAAUUUCAACCAACCCACCCAGAAUUUAGUUUGAAAAAUUUUUUACGCAAUACUUGCGCCAUCUGACGACAAUUAGUUCUACAAUAUUCUUCAUUUGUCUAAUCUUUUUAAUUUUUAUCUAUUUAUUUGGAAAAUUUGAAAAUAUUAAUUAUAAUUAAUUGAUUUAAAAAAAUAAUAAUAUUGAUUUCGUAUGAAUGACAGCUUAAAAAUAAUUCCAAAUGUUAUCUUUAAACCAAAUUCGGCACAAGAAAUGGGGGGGAGGGAAUAAAUUAUUACCGGGACAAAUAGAAUUAUGAUCGAUGUGCUUACCUGUCUAAAGCAUAUUUUUCCUUCCUUAUGAACAAAAAACUAUUAUUAUAAAACUGCAAUUGAUGAUUUUUUCGCUUGUGUACAUAAAAAUUCGAAGUUGCUCAUAAAAGCGCUCGUAGCUUAUUUACACAGCAAAUUUUUCUAACGACAUUAUUCUUCACCAUAGAUCUAAAAUGAUGCAUUGAACUUUAAAUUAUUCUUUUUAUUCAUUUCAAAUACAUAAAUUAUUGAGCA
Messenger RNA from Daphnia pulex (common water flea), 1091 nucleotides. RefSeq lists its product as uncharacterized. NCBI's taxonomy places the organism in Eukaryota, Metazoa, Arthropoda, Branchiopoda, Diplostraca, Daphniidae. The transcript is spliced from 4 exons. The record is from RefSeq and is a predicted model, not a curated record. The coding region runs from base 1 to 582 and encodes 193 amino acids.